AUGACAGGAGAGCCAAGAACGCUUUAUUAUGAUGAAGUAUUUCAAACAUACAAGAAAGUGGUCUUGGAUAACUUUCCGGGCGACGUACUGGCCGUGCUUCAAAUGGGCGGGAGCGACAAAGUUCAUGGAAUUGAAGUGCUGAAACCAAAUGAAACCACAUAUAAAAGAGCUUUGACGACAAUAAAUCCAAUGCGAACCAAGUGGAUGAAUAACCUAAAUAUGCAACAUGAUCCAGGAGGUUAUGAAAAAUGGAAAAUAUGUAUGAUAAUGAUCGAAGAAGAGGAGAAAAGGAAAGGUAUGAAAUACGAGUUUGUUGUCCGUACUCGUCCCGACUUGAUGAUUGUCAAAGAGCUUCCACCUCUCGAAAGAUGGCCGAUCGAUCGAGUUCUCGUAAGCCCCUAUUACGAGUGUCUCCAGGAC
Messenger RNA from Didymodactylos carnosus, 420 nucleotides. NCBI's taxonomy places the organism in Eukaryota, Metazoa, Rotifera, Eurotatoria, Philodinida, Philodinidae. The record is from the annotation of a GenBank genome assembly.